Suillus discolor is the source of this 831-nucleotide messenger RNA. RefSeq lists its product as uncharacterized. NCBI's taxonomy places the organism in Eukaryota, Fungi, Basidiomycota, Agaricomycetes, Boletales, Suillaceae. The coding region runs from base 1 to 831 and encodes 276 amino acids. Gene Ontology annotation, molecular function: protein binding. The transcript has 2 exons. The record is from RefSeq and is a predicted model, not a curated record.
AUGUUACAACAGGAAACGAAGCCCACAGCCCAGCUCCAGUCUCUUGCUGAAGAACUCCAGUCUCAUAUACUGAGUUUUCUUCCUUAUCGAGAUAUUCUUCGAUGUACAUCCGUAUGCAAGGCCCUUCGCCAGGCGUACACAUCGUGCUCCGAGCUUCAGUACAUUGUUGAGCUCGGCGGUCAACAUCUCCUCCCUGUCCCUCACACUUCUGACAAUCGCACUUCUAUUUCAAAGCGCCUACAACUCCUGAGAGAUAACGCCCACGCAUGGUUCAGCUUUGAUAUCCACUCUUUCAAAACAGUCUCCAUACCACUCCAUAACAAAAUGUGGGUUGUCAAUGGCCACCUUUGCCUGUGGGAGCGACAUCAUGACUCGACCACAAUUUUUCCAAUACUACCGAAACCUUCCCAAUACACAAUCGAGCGUAUUGGGUCUCCGAUGUCGUUACGUUCAGAUCCCAAUGCAUACGGCUUCGACGUGCUCAUGGACCCAGCGCAAAAUCUAAUUGCUGUCGUGUAUGCCACUGUCGAUGAUGAUUUCCAGUGGGAUGACGAGAGGAUCUAUAUUGACCUCGGGACCCUGGAUGGGGGAGGUAUCCACCCUCAAGCCAUUGGACGUACAUUAUUUCGGUCAGAACUGCCUGGAAUCCCGAGUGGUAAUCGCACUUCAACAGACUUGGGGAAAUUAAAACUCAAGUGUUUCGGAAGACAUAUCGCUCUGUGGCACUCCCGACAGAUCACUUAUGAAUUCUUUGACGAGAGGUUAUGGGGGUUGCAGAUUUGGGACUGGCAGCGCUCAGCAACGUCCAACGUGAGCUUUGGUCUGAAAUAG